Molecule: messenger RNA, 2081 nt
Organism: Neolamprologus brichardi
Lineage: Eukaryota; Metazoa; Chordata; Actinopteri; Cichliformes; Cichlidae
Gene: lactbl1b
Product: lactamase, beta-like 1b
Source: RefSeq, a predicted model, not a curated record
AUGGGCAAGUCAGGGAGUAAAGUUCUCAUAGAAACCUCUGUGGAUGGGGUUCAAGCACAGCCAACCCCUGCUGUUGCUCCUCCUGCUGCUGCUGCUGCUGCUGUUAAAUUCGAAGGACAAACUAAAACCAGCAGGAUGAAGGUGAAAUGGACCCAGCUUGGUUUGGUGUUCUUCCUCAUAUUGUCACUGGUGAUGACAGGAUGCUUCUUCUGGCAAUAUCAGAUGCCAAAAGUCCAGCCAGAUGAAGGAAUGGGUCGCAGUGCCAAAUCAGAGAUGAUGUGUCCCCGUUUCCCAGAGCCUCUACCUCUGGAGCAUCCUAUCCCCAGUCUAAAAGAAGCACUGGAAAAGGUGGACGUUUUGCUUCGGCAGACCAUCAACCCUAUCAGCCUUCCUGCCUUGUCGGCCAUCGUAAUCCUAAAUGACACUAUUUUGUGGACAGGCAACUUUGGAAAGCGGAAUGCCAGCGACCCUCACUCAGGACCAACAAACGAGUACACAAUUUACAGAAUUGCAAGUUUAUCAAAACUUUUUCCAACGCUGAUGCUGUACAAGCUGUGGGAGGACGGGAAGAUUGGCUCCCUUGAUGACCCUCUGGAGAAAUAUGUGGAGAACUUCACCAUCAAAAACCCUUUGGGGAAGAUGCGAGACUCCGAGUUGAAAUAUGUGACAGAUGGCCUGAUAUUUCUCGACAGUGGAGAAGUUCAGAUCCGCUCAUCUUCAGUCACUCUGCGGAGGAUGGCUAGCCAGCUCUCGGGCCUGCCCAGGAGGCUCCGAGCUACAAAUUUGCUUUGGAAAGGAAAAACUCAAUCUGCAAUCAAUCUUCUACAAGAUGAUGUCCUCGUUGCGGAUCCAGGCACCAAAUGUCACUACAGUAACCUUGCCUUCUCACUACUCGCUCAUGUGAUGGCAGAGCGAGUGGCCGGAGUUGACUACCAGCGAUGGAUCACAGAGAACAUCCUGGACCGGCUGGGGAUGGAAGACACCAGCUUUGACCUCACCCCAGGGAUGCAGAGCCAAUUGGCUGUUGGAGUGUACUCAAAUGGAAAACCAGCCCCACUCUAUGACCUCGGCUGGUAUCGGCCUUCUGGUCAGAUGUUCUCAACAGCUGCAGAUUUGGCCAAGCUUGCAAUGAUGCUGCUGGGUGCGUAUCAUCGCAAGCUGCUGGAGCCAGACUCUUUGAAGAUUAUGCUGACCCCACUCUUUAGGUGCGAUAAGGAUUAUUUUGCUAACCGUACUGGAACGCCAUGGGAGGUGAAUGAACUGAUGGGCUAUGAAUUGUUGCGUAAAGAUGGGGAUUUGGAUGGCUACUCUGCCACUUUUUCCCUGGUUCCCAGACUGAAGCUUGGCCUAGUGGUGCUAAUGGCAGGCAGCCGAUCUCAGAAACAGGAUGUGGUCACAAAGGCCUACAACCACAUUGUCCCAGCCAUAGAGAGAGCCUUCAGGGAGGCCAAAAAGGUCCUUGUUGCUCCUCCAAACCCUGAUCAUUACAUUGGAUUUUUCACUUACAGCAACAUCACUUUCUAUGAGAUCAAAGUAGGGCCAGACGGAGUCCUUAUCAUGCAGCAGUUUGGUCCUCAGAUUGAAGAGCUCAUACCAGAGAAGUACAGGACAAUAAAACUUAACUACCUGGUUGAUCGUGUGUUUAAAGUGGUGUUUGAAAAAGAGUACCCUUGUGUUUUGCGAGUCGGCACCGCUUCAGUGUCCCUGGAAGCCCAAGAUGGCCAAUUAUUUAACUUCUACGUGUUUAAUAAGCAGGGUUUAUCUCCAGGUUUUGAUGCACCAGGGCUGAACACAUAUAACGUGGUCAGAAUACCCCGUAGGCCAACCUUCUCCAGCUGAAUUGCAACCGUGUUGUGGCCUAAAGACAAACGUUGUGUCCUUGGGAUGUGUAAGGGGAUUAAAUAGACAUUAUAAAAUAUCAAAAGACUGAAGUGAGAUGUUGCGAUUAUUCUAGAGGUCAAAGACAUGAUAUUGCUUUUGAUGUACAGAGAGCACAGAUAAGCAUGGCAUCAUGUUCAUCCAGCUGUAUAAUGUCCUUCAGAGAAAAUGUAUUAAAUUCACUUUUGAACGAUGCAUAUGAA